AAAACAUCCGACGUCUUUGAGCAUACGAUUAAACAAUAAGACAUCAAAACGUCGUACGCAACACACUGACGUUAUGUUAGAGAUGCCGACCAAACUGGCAACCACAACAUGCUGAGUGCGAUUCUAUAAAAUGGCCAAUUGUGACGUGGUGCUUUACGUGCCAUGUGUAUUAGUGACGUCGUUAUUUAAUCUGUAAGAGCAAAUUUCCAGUGAAGUUACAUAUAUUAUAUAUAAUAAGUGAGAGAGAGAUGAAAGAGAGAGACAGAGAAAGAGAGUCUGCUCUGUAGCAUGAAAUCUACGUUCAUAGAUUUACAGCUAGUUGGAAGGGACAUUCCAGCGCUAACAAUAAACUUCAACUGCAACACAUUUGAUAUUUGAGCUUUGUAAGACAAAGGAAAACAGAUGUGAUCAUUACGACAGCACUGAUCACUUUUACUUUUGGGAUCAAUGCGAGUCGAGUCUUACUGCCAAUAGCAGAAACGUCGUGUGAUUUUUGGAGACCCCUGUCAAUUUUUGAUUUAGUGCAUUCAAGGUUGAUCAUUAUUAUUUUUGUUUUACCACAUCACAGCAUUACUGCAGGACCCACGGGACGGCGGCUCUGCCAAUACACGCAACAAUUUAAUGAUUGCACUUAAAUCAGCAGUCACAUAUUGUCAGCAGUAAAUAUGUAAUGUUUUUUUUUUAAAUUAAGAAAAUAAUAAAUGUUUUCAAACAAGCUAUCAUUAAUUAGCAUAGGCAUAAGAGAGUGACUAAUGUCUCCCUUAUAUCACAUGUCAUGCUGGCUUUUAACGCAUUUGAGGAACAUAAAGGUUGACGAUACUUUGGUCUCACUUUAUGAGUCAUUUCAAAUCCUUGAUUGAAAUUUUUUUUAUUUUUUUAUCCAUGGUUAAAAUUAGAUUUUGAAAGCUGCUCAGCCCCCCCCCCCCCUAAUUCCCAAAAACAAAAGAAAAAAAAAAAAAAUAUGGUCAUAGUCAUGGUCAUGCUACUAAUAAUAAUACACAUUUAUUCAAUAAUUAAAUUAAAAAUAUCAAUAAAUUAAUUCUGAAGUGUACAACAUAUAUUGAAUUUUUCCCGUACACAUGAAGGGGUAGGAUGAUAACCAAAGGCAUAAAUUAUUAUGUGAAUUGUCUUCAAUAUUUUAUCGCAAAAAAAGUUCAACGGUCCACAGGAAUUGAAAACUGUAAAGGACGAUAACCGUGCUCCAAAGGGGAGAUAAAUAAAUACAUAUAUUGUAUAUAUUGUCUAUAUACAAAAUGAUCCAUUGCAUUUAAGUUUUUCACCUUUAUCUGAAAAGCACAUAAUUUAUAUAUAAUUUAAUUUCAAUAUAUCAAAAAUAAUUAAAUCAGACCAGACAAGCUACUGUCUAUUUUAAUUUAAGGUUGAAUGCUUUCUUACUUGUUGUAUGUUUCUCUGUUGUCACAGUCACUGUAAAACUUCACUGAUACUGAUACUGAUAAGGCACAUAGGCACAGGCAUGAAAUAAAAAUGUGAAUCUCGUUUAUAAUUAUUUGAGUUCUUGAAAUGCUUAAAUUAGAAAAUUGAAACUUCACAGCGACACACAAUAGUAACAAUUUUAACAAUUCACAAAUUAAAAUUAUAGCAAAAUCCGUCGGUAGGCAUACACAUAAAACAAUUACAUUUUCAUCGAAAAAUCUAUUUGCUUUCCAACGGGUUGCUCGUCUAAAAACGUUACUACACUUACACCAACGGACCAACCUGGGGGAAACAUAAUAAAUUUAGUUUAUUAUACUUCCUUGUUAAAUUCAGUAUAAAAUUAUACUGGUCCAAACAAUUGUUGAUUGUUUUCUGCGUUAUUUAUGAAUAAAUCCAGUUGUAUCAUCGCAAAAUUAAUUUUGAAAUCAUAGAAAAUUUAAAUCUGGGAUUACUUUUUAAACACGUCAAAAAUUGUCGCAUGAAAAUUCAUAGAUUAAAAAAAAAGUAAUUUAAAUUUUGAUAUUGUAAAUUUAUAAUCAUUCCUCCCUGAUAAAAGAAAAGAUAACUUGGCUAACAAUAAUAAAAUGGCGGAGAGCAUGAAUUGACUUUCGAUUUUAAUAAAAAAAAAAAAAAAUGAAAUUUAGAGGAAAAAUAGUUGAUAUAACAUGAAUACAUCAUUUUACAAGUAGGUAGACACAUAAUUAAAAGAUAAACAAAUCUAAAUUUUGAUAUUGUCAAUUUAUAAUCAUUCCUCCCUGAUAAAAGAAAAGAUAACUUGGCUAACAAUAAUAAAAUGGCGGAGAGCAUGAAUUGACUUUCGAUUUUAAUAAAAAAAAAAAUGAAAUUUAGAGGGAAAAUAGUUGAUAUAACAUGCAUACAUCAUUUUACAAGUAGGUAGACACAUAAUUAAAAGAUAAACAAAUCCGAUAAUCUCGUAUCUUAGUAUUAGUAUUAGCUCUGCUAUGUAAAUUAGCAUACGUCAUACAGUAUCAGUCAUACAUCAUUACAUCAUACAUACAUUUCAUUUUCAUUACAAAUGAAAUUGUGCAGCCAGAUUGAGAUUGAAACAAAAAUAGGACACAAAAUUUUAAAAUUUAAACAAAAUUUGCGCAGGUACAUAAAUUUAAUUAAAUUUUGAGGCGAACUUAUUCCCUUCAUAAUAUCCAUCUAGUCAAUCUAGAUAUGCGGUAAUUUAAGAAGUGUCAACAAUCUGCAGUCCCCCUUUCAGUCAUAGUCAUAGUUUCAGAUGUUACCUCCGUUACCUCCCGCUCCAUGGACCAUUCCCUCAGCCUCAACUAAAAAACUUGUGUGGCUACAGUUACACACUGUCAUAAGAAAGUUGAUAAAGAAGUAAAAACAAUACGAAAUAAUUGUAAAAUAAUGAAAACCCAAUUAACAAACAGUUUCAUAGAAUACACUUUUACACACUUCAUUUCAGGUUUCACCAAAAAGAAAAUUCAAAAGUCAGAAAAUCAAUACAGUACCCCCAAUUUUCUACAAUGGGGGCAAAUAUGCAAUUUUAAUAUACUAUAAGGAAAAAUUAAUUCUAGUAACAACAAGAAGAUCAACAAAAGGGCGUAGAUUGACAGAAUAUUGUUAUUAUUAUUGAUGAAACAGAAAGCUGAGAAAUGUCUUUAGUCUUUUGAGAAUGAUGAUUUUGAUUUGAAUUUUUAAUUAUUUUCAAAUUUGGACUUUUUUAUAAACUAUAACUAUAACUAAAUUUAAAUGAUGCUUUAAAUUUAAUGCAAAUAAAUGUUUAUUAGUUAUUGUUGUUAGUGUAGGAUAUCUGGAUUCUUUCAAAUUCAAUGAAUUGAAUCACAUUUCAUUAUGACCAUGAUGAUUCACUAUGAUUUAUAAUAAUAAAUUAUCAUAUAUUAUAUUUUUUUUGUGAACAAUCAAUUUAUUUUAUUUUGAUGAUAAUAUAUAUAGAAUAUAGUAUAUAGAUCCUAAACCCUAUAUUAGUAUAUUACACUUGAAUUCAGUAUUACAGUUAUUUCAUCAUUAUUACAUAUUUAUGCCCAUAUACUGAUUUAUAUGUCCCAACUACAAUUAAACAUACUUUCUUUCUAAAUAGACUAUACUGGUAAUAUGUUGCAGACAGCUUUUGUUGUAGUUUAAGGGAUGAGUUCAUAAAAAAGUAGGCCUAUUUGAAUAAUUUAAUGAAAUAAAUAAUAAACAUUUGAUUUGUGAUUCAUUUUUAGUGUUAUCAAUGAACAAAGAUUGUAGUUGACUUUCAUACAUAAUAUGAAUAAUGAUGCUGACAGUUUAAACAAUAAUUCUGUUUCAGAUAUUGUUGGAACUAUUUCAAAAUUGGUUAAGACCUGUAUUAUGCGCAUUUCUGAAGACAAAGUCUUCUUCAUACUCUCCGAGAGAAUAGGUGAUGGUGGUGCCCAAAUAUGGUGUGAGUUACAACAAGUAAGACACAAAUUUAUUCUCAAUGAUAUUAAUUUUUAAAAUUUAAUAUACUUUUUCCCUAUAGUCACACUUCAUAUAGUUUCAUUCAUCUGUUCCUACAGUCACACUUCAUAUAGUUCCAUUCACUUGUUCCUAUAGUCACACUUUCAUAUAGUUCCAUUCAUCUGUUCCUAUAGUCACACUUCAUAUAGUUCCAUUCACCUGUUCCUAUAGUCACACUUCAUAUAGUUACUUUCAUCUGUUCCUCAUUCCUCUGAACUUUACAAAUAAAUCUGAUAAGUGAUAAUCUGAUAAGUGAUAAUCUGAUUUUCCUCAGAGUCAUUUUUUUGAUGAAUAUGCAAUGGAGGGUGUGUCACAAGAAGCUAAUGAAAUAUAUCUGGAGAUAGUUCCCGACCUUAUCUUACGUUCUCUAAAGACAGCGCAGUCAGCAAAAUGGGUAAAAAUUAAACUGACAAAGAAGCACACACCGUGCUUAACAUUGGAGAUAGAUUUGGUAAGAGAGAGUAGCACAUGCAACUAAAACCCCCCACCCCACACUUUAGCCCUCACCCCAAACCAUUUUUUAAAAAAAAGCUUCACUUUUCAUUAGUGGCUUCAGUUUUUUUUACAAUUUAUGUUAAGCGCUUAUUGGACUUUCCAUUUGAUGUUAUAUUGUACCAAAAGAAUAUAGGAAACUGGCUUUAGCUCUUUCCUAACUUAAAUAAUUUACAAAAGCAUUGAAAUUUCUUGAUAUAACUAAUUGCUUAUAUAUUGUUGGAUACAAAAAGAACUAAUAUAAGUAUAAUAGUUUUGUGUGCCGACAGUGUUGAGCUUUUGUUCUGACUUUAUUAAAGCUUUAACUUUUUAUGUUAAACUUUAUACUUUUUUCUUUACGGGCUCUCCCAUUGUAAAGACCCUAUCAUGAUCAGUUGGUAAAAUUUAAUAAGGUCUUUCACUUUUGAAACUUUCCCAGCCCAGCGGUGGACUUCACCAAAGGCAAGUUGUUCAUGAUGUACCAGUCACAGUGGUGGCCAGAAAACACUGGGAAAGUUUUACAGAACCAGAAAUGCCCAAAUUUGAUGUAAUUGAAAGUAGUAUUUUUGUCUCGAUAGUUUAAUCAUUUUGCCUUUUGCUUCUUUUGAAUGUCAAAAGUCUGCAAAAUAAAUUUCACUUUCUGACUUUUCCUUUUUUUUUUUUCCCAGUUCAUUUUUUGUAAUGAUUCAAACAUCUACCAGGUAGUGAGAAAUUUGGUCUGAAUUAAUACUACUAAAAAUAGCAUAAUUUUUACUUUUAUGGAGAUUAUAUUUUUGAAUUCACUAUUGCUAAUGUUAAAAUGUUUUAUGGGAAAGGUAUUGAUUGGGGAUGAGUAAUAAAGUAUUAAAAAAUUCUUAAAAUUUGGAUAAUUGUCAUUUUUGUUCUUCUGUUUAAACCAUACAAAUAAGCAGUAAAGGUUAACUUGGGUUGUUUUUUUUGUUGCAUUUUUUUUUCAGGUAAGCAUUUCACUACCACCUCUAAAAGUUCUAAAGAAUGUUAUUGAUAAGAUGAAAAACCUCAGCAAUUACGUAGUAAGUUAUUAUCAACAAUUCUUUUUUUUUUUUUUUUUUUUUUUUUUUUUUUUUUUUUUUUUUUUAUUUUUUUUUUUUUUUUUUUUUUUUUUUUUUUUUUUUUUUUUUCUUUUUGGUUGUAGAUAAUUUUUUUUUAAGAUGUAAACAUAAAAUGAACAUGGAAGUUCACGUUACAAUAAAUCAGUCAUUCUUCAGGCCCUUUCAGCUAAUUCCACUGGUGAUAUGAAGUUGUCAGUGGAGACAGACAUGGUUGCCGUCAGUACCCAUUUUCAAAAUCUGCUUAACCCUAUUUAUAGUGAUUUUUUUUUUUACUUUUUUUUUUUUUUUUUUUUUUUUUUUUUUUUUUUUUUUUGGUUGUAGAUAAUUUUUUUUUAAGAUGUAAACAUAAAAUGAACAUGGAAGUUCACGUUACAAUAAAUCAGUCAUUCUUCAGGCCCUUUCAGCUAAUUCCAGUGGUGAUAUGAAGUUGUCAGUGGAGACAGACAUGGUUGCCGUCAGUACCCAUUUUCAAAAUCUGCUUAACCCUAUUUGGAGUGAGUCUCAAUAUUACUUUUUUAGUUAUUGUUUCAAGUUCCAACAUAUUCAAUGCCUUCUGAGUUGUUUUUUUCUUAGUGUUUUAAAAAACUAUAAAUAGCUUUACAAUUAAUUGUCCAGUGCUAUUGGUUUUGAUAACAAUGUGAGAGGAGACGGGGUCAAUUAAAAGAACAACAAGUUAACAUAAAAGUAUUAUUUAGUAAACAGUCUUAGAGAUAAGAUCACAUUGCCCUAUACAAUAGUUAACUUUCACUUUCAUUGUUUUCAAUAAUACUCACUGCUUCCAAAGCUCCCUUUUCCAACAAUUUUGUUGAUCAAAAAUUAUAAAUUUUAUAUCAACCCAUAUAUUACCAGUACAAAAAAUGAGAUCAAAUGGAGGCAAAUAAAAAUUACAUUUGCUAAACUUUAUAAUACAUACAAUGUUAAAUAGUUCCUUUUGGUUUUUUUUUCUUUAAAUCUGGAAAUAAAUUGUCUACAAUUUAAAAAUUAAUUUAUUCACAUAAUUUUUAUUCAACGAUGCAUAUUCUUAUGUCUGUUUUGAGAUUAUAAAAACAACCUCAACCAAUAUGUGAUCAAUGUUAGUUUGAUUAUUUCAAUUUUUUUUUAAUCAUGAACUAAUGAUUAAAUUAGUGAUGAUAAUCUGUUGUUUUAGAUAGAAGUACUGGUAGUCAGCCACUGUCUCAGACUUCUGAAGACAGAGACCCACAAGAAUUUUCUACAACAAGAAUUGACAUUAGAAAAUUUGCCCAGUUUAUCAACAGCCAGCAGGUUAAUCCCAACAAAGUUGUUUGCAGUGAGUAGAUUGUCAUACCUAUUAAAAAUUGUUCAUAACUUUCUUAGGUGUUUCUUUUCAUCACUGAAGUACAAUAGAAGAAAAUUUAAAAAAAAAAUAUUGUAAGGAUUUGGCAUUGACUAAUGACUAUUUAAAUUUUUCUUCUUCAGAUAUUGUCCAUCAGCGCAUGGCUCACUUCUUUCUUUUGCAUGACGACGUGUCACUUCAGUACUUUUUACCAGUUGUCUCAAGAUGAACCAAAUUAUACAAAUUAAUUAUAUGUGUAUAUUAUUUAGCAACUAUGAGGGAAAUAAAACGGACAGAAGUCUCAGAAACUAAAAAUGUAAUUAUCUUAAUUUAUUUCCUUGUUUUUAAUGCUACUAUACAUUGUUGUCUGCACGGCUGGCAUGCUGCUCAGCUAUGACCUUUGGUGGCAUAUACCCUCAUGACACUGCUUUCCAAAAUAUUUAGUGGAUCUGAAUAAUUCUUUUGUGACAUAAUACAAUUUGAAGGCGUGGUCACUAUUCAAACAGCUCAGAACAGUAAUCUAAUGUACCCUAAAAAUGUUCUAACUCUAUGUAAAAACAUGGCAUACUUAAAAACACUUUUUCAAAUAUCAGCUCCAAUCCUAACACUCAAGACAUUUAAAAUAACCUCUACACAUUGAUCUGCCUCCCAAUAGAACGAAUCACUAAGGAAAGAUCACUAAGGGCAUUGGAUGUACACAAACAUGAUCACCUUGUAACAUAACAACUUCAUACUAACAUACAAAUUUGACACCAAUAUACAGGCAGUGGUUUAAAUUGUACACCAUUUAUUUUUGGACAUAAUUGUUAGUUAUGUCUUUCAUUAAUACAUUAAAAUGGUUAUCAAUGUUUUGGUUUCAAUUGUAACUUUUUCUCAUUUUUAAAUUUGCUGAACUAGGUCAGGUAUUUCAGGUUAAGGAGUUGAACUGAAUAUAUUAUAGAUUUGCAAGCAUAAGCUGUUUCAUUUGAUAAACCCUUCAAAUUUGUAACUUCUCAAACUAUCUAAUAUCUAAAACUUAUUUUAAACAAUUUUAAUAUUCCUUGUGAGAUUUAACUUUAACAAUUGUUCACUUAAAUAUUUGCAUUAGAUCGUGUAAAAUUACUUGUUAAUUUUUGUUAUGACAUAAUAGAGUGACUUCAGCUGUUUACAUGCAAAGAUUCAUGAUACCUGGGCUCUGUAAAAUAUGUUGAUUGUGCCUUCAGUAUCAUUACAAAUUACUAGAUUUGUUUGCUUUAUAUUUUUAUUUAUAUUGCCAUGUGAUUGUUUACUUCACUUUUAUUAAGUGUUACUUAUGAUACAAUUAAAAUAAAAAAGUAUUUGUUGGUAUUUCAUUGAAACAGUGUGUAUAUUGGGUGAGGGGUAGUGUAACAAAAUUAACUGCCUGAAUAGUUCAACUCAAAUAAAGAUAGAUUUGAUAUCUCUAUAAUAAAUGUGAUUAAAAGUCUUUAAAAUGACAACAAAAUUAUCAAAUUUUAUUCAGGUGCAAGCUUUUAAUUUGAAAUGAUAUGUACAUCAACAGAUUUUGGAGUUUAUAUAAUUGUACAUUUUGACAAUUCUGAAUUUCCAUUGCAAGGAAAAGAGACAUAAUUUAAUGAUUGCCAGGCCAUACAGUAAACUUUCUUCAAUAUUCAGCAUGGAUGCAAGUUGAAGUUUUGACAAACCCAGUACAAAGUACAGUUUUAAUGUUUCAGCAGCCAUGGCUGGAUGCCAAAGUUUGAAAGAAAGUGCCUUAACUUUGAAUUUGUAUAUUAAUCAUAGAAAUAACAAGAAAAUAUUUCUUUUACAUUAAAAUGAAAUAAAAUAUGAUGACAAAAAAACUGCACAAGUUACAAAUAAUUUAUCAUGAGUGUACAACAUUACAUGUCAUGGUUAACACAUAAAUUAUACUUUAUGUUGUAAAAAUUGUAUCAUCUGGAAUUUGUAAAUAGAGAAUAUGAAUAUGAUUGAAAAUGUUAUUUUGACUGUCUUAGUUAUUUUUCUUCAAAACAAUGGGAGAGAAGAUUAGGGAUGCCUUAUAUGAAUUUAAGUGAAUUAAACAUUUCCAAAUCAUUAAAUUCAAAUUAUAAGAUGAUGUAGUGUACAUUUUAUAACAUGCAAAACAAAUUAGAAAAGUGAAGUUUAUUUGAUACAAGUACUUCUAUGUAUCACAUGGUACAUUCUUUUAUAUAUAUAUAUAUAUAAGUACCAUUAAUU
Molecule: messenger RNA, 8919 nt
Organism: Lymnaea stagnalis (great pond snail)
Lineage: Eukaryota; Metazoa; Mollusca; Gastropoda; Lymnaeidae
Source: the annotation of a GenBank genome assembly